AUGGAAAAUCAAACUAAUAACGAUGUGCCUGCUGAUGCUCCACAUGCUUGUCCAGGUACUACUAGUACGCUUGCUGGGCGUGUAUCAGCCUGUGCUGGUUGCCCAAAUCAAUCAGUGUGUUCAUCGGGUGAGCCACGACGAAUCGAUCCAGCAAUUGUUGAAAUCGGUCAACGUUUAUCAUCAGUAAAAAAUAUUAUUCUUGUUUUGAGUGGAAAAGGUGGAGUUGGAAAAACAACCGUAGCAGUUAUAUUAGCUCGUGCAUUAGCACGAAAUCCUCAACUACGUAUUGCUCUUCUCGAUAUUGAUAUUUGUGGUCCUAGUGUACCAAGAGCACUCGGUGUUGAAAACGAACAAGUUCAUUCCAGUGGUUCCGGUUGGUCACCAGUUUAUGUCACUGAAAAUUUAUGUGCUAUGUCUGUUGGUUUCCUAUUGACAUCUCUCGAACAGGCUGUGAUAUGGAAAGGUCCACGUAAAGAUAAUAUGAUAAAACAAUUUUUAUUAGAUGUUGAUUGGGGUGAAGGUGAACUUGAUUAUUUAAUUGUUGAUACACCGCCAGGUACAUCGGAUGAACAUUUAUCUGUUGUUAAUUAUUUAAAAAAUGUUUCAUCAUUAUCUGGUUGUAUUCUUGUUACAACACCACAAGAAAUUUCUCUACAAGAUGUUCGAAAAGAAGUUUCGUUUGUUAAACAAGCCAAUAUUAAUGUACUUGGCAUUGUUGAAAAUAUGUCUAUAUUUAAAUGUGGAAAAUGUCAUAAAGAAAGCACAAUAUUUCCCAGGCAUGAUGGUUUAAGACAAUUGUGUGAAACAAAUAAUUAUGAAUUACUUUCAAGUAUUCCAAUUGAUCCAUAUAUAGCUAAAUGUUGUGAUGAUGGUGAAGAUUUAUUUGAACUUCAUUCUGAUUCAUCAACAGCAAAAGUUUAUUUAAAUUUAGCAGAAAAAAUCCAAGCAAAAUGUCAAUUAAAAAAAGAAUAA
This is a messenger RNA of Rotaria socialis, 972 nucleotides long. The record is from the annotation of a GenBank genome assembly. NCBI's taxonomy places the organism in Eukaryota, Metazoa, Rotifera, Eurotatoria, Philodinida, Philodinidae.